Elephantulus edwardii (Cape elephant shrew) is the source of this 2406-nucleotide messenger RNA. It is a transcript of the gene PRDM5, whose product is annotated as PR domain containing 5. Lineage: Eukaryota; Metazoa; Chordata; Mammalia; Macroscelidea; Macroscelididae. The record is from RefSeq and is a predicted model, not a curated record. Bases 239 to 2131 code for a protein of 630 amino acids. The transcript has 16 exons. Gene Ontology annotation, molecular function: protein binding; transcription cis-regulatory region binding.
GCGCCUCUCGCGCCCCCGCGGCAACUCAUCGGCUCCGGGCCGGGCCAGACCCGGGACGAGGAGGGGCUGAGCCGCGGGGGAUCCUGGAAUCGGCGGGGAGGUGGGGAUUCUGGGAGGAAAACUCCAUUUCCUCCUUCUCUGCCGACCUCUCCCCUCCACCCUGGCACCCCAAAUUUCGAUGUGUCGCCUCUUGGUCGCACAGCGCCGGAACUGAGCGACCGGCAGCGUGGCUGGCAAAAUGCUGGGCAUGUACGUGCCGGACAGGUUCUCCCUGAAGUCUUCCCGGGUUCAGGACGGGAUGGGGCUCUACACAGCCCGCCGAGUGAGAAAGGGUGAAAAGUUUGGACCAUUUGCUGGAGAGAAGAGAAUGCCUGAAGAUUUGGAUGAAAAUAUGGAUUACAGGUUGAUGUGGGAGGUUCGUGGAAGUAAGGGAGAAGUUCUGUACAUUUUGGAUGCUACCAACCCACGACACUCCAACUGGCUUCGCUUUGUUCAUGAGGCACCAUCUCAGGAGCAGAAGAACUUGGCUGCGAUUCAAGAAGGAGAAAACAUUUUUUAUUUGGCAAUUGAUGACAUCGAAACGGAUACAGAGCUUUUAAUUGGCUACCUUGACAGUGACAUGGAGGCCGAUGAAGAUGAACCUCAAGUUACAACAGUAGUCAAAGAAGGUGAAGUUAAAAAUUCCAAAACUCAGUCAGCUGGUGGCAGAAAAGAUCAUCUUGACCAUAAAGAAGACUAUGACUGUCCCCAGUGUGAGUCAAGCUUUACCUGUGAGGAAAUUCUUGCUGAGCAUCUUCAGGCAUUGCAUCAGAAGCCCACAGAGGAGAAAGAAUUUAAGUGCAAGAACUGUGGAAAGACAUUCCCAGUGAAGCAAGCUUUGCAGAGACAUGUUCUUCAGUGCACAAUGAAAAGAGGUCUGAAGGAUUCUUCACGAAGUUUUCAGUGCUCUGUUUGCAAUUCCUCCUUCAGUUCAGCAUCGAGCUUUGAGCAGCACCGAGAGACCUGUCGUGGGGAUGCUCGAUUUGUCUGCAAGGUUGACAGCUGUGGAAAGAGACUGAAGAGUAAGGAUGCCCUAAAGAGACAUCAGGAGAAUGUCCACACUGGUGAUUCUAAGAAAAAGCUUGUAUGUUCAGUGUGCAAUAAAAAGUGUUCUUCAGCAGUAAGCCUACAAGAGCAUAGAAAGAUUCAUGAAAUAUUUGAUUGUCAAGAAUGUAUGAAGAAAUUUAUUUCAGCUAAUCAGCUAAAACGUCAUAUGAUCACCCAUUCAGAAAAGCGACCAUAUAAUUGUGACAUUUGUAAUAAGUCUUUUAAGAGGCUUGAUCAAGUAGGUGCUCAUAAAGUAAUACACAGUGAAGAUAAACCAUACAAAUGCAAGCUUUGUGGGAAGGGAUUUGCUCACCGAAAUGUUUACAAGAAUCAUAAGAAGACCCAUUCUGAAGAGCGACCAUUCCAGUGUGAGGAGUGUAAAGCUUUAUUCCGGACCCCGUUUUCUUUGCAGAGACACCUGCUGAUACAUAACAGUGAGAGGACUUUUAAAUGCCAUCAUUGUGAUGCUACCUUUAAAAGAAAGGACACCUUAAAUGUUCACGUCCAAGUGGUCCAUGAAAGACAUAAGAAGUACAGAUGUGAGCUAUGUAACAAGGCAUUUGUUACACCAUCAGUGCUUAGAAGUCAUAAGAAGACACAUACAGGAGAAAAGGAGAAAAUCUGCCCUUAUUGUGGCCAAAAAUUUGCCAGCAGUGGGACACUAAGAGUCCAUAUCCGGAGCCACACAGGUGAACGUCCCUAUCAAUGUCCUUACUGUGAGAAAGGAUUCAGUAAAAAUGAUGGAUUAAAGAUGCACAUUCGUACACAUACCAGGGAGAAACCAUACAAAUGUUCUGAGUGCAGUAAGGCCUUCAGCCAGAAGCGGGGCCUAGAUGAGCACAAGAGGACCCACACUGGAGAAAAGCCGUUUCAGUGUGAUGUGUGUGAUUUGGCCUUUAGCCUGAAGAAAAUGCUGAUCCGGCACAAGAUGACGCAUAAUCCCAAUCGUCCACUGGCUGAAUGCCAAUUUUGCCAUAAGAAGUUUACAAGGAAUGACUACCUCAAAGUGCAUAUGGACAAUAUCCAUGGAGAAGCUGACAGCUAAUGGUAGCUGCAAAGCUAUUAAACCAUUUAUAAGGGCUCCUAAUACAAAUCCCAGAUUUCUUUCACCUGAUCAACAUAGCAGAAGUAGCAAAGUAACUCAGCUGGUCUCAGACUUUUAUUUGCUUACAUUUAUAAUCUGGAGGUGCCAUGCAAAAAAAACCAACAUUUUUUUGCUAGAAAUACUGCAAAUGGAGAAAGGGAAAACUCAGCAAAAAUAACAUAUGUUCCAUCUUAUAAACAAUGAAGAAAGGAACCAUGACACACUCUCAUAUCCAU